Messenger RNA from Cadophora gregata, 3126 nucleotides. RefSeq lists its product as uncharacterized. NCBI's taxonomy places the organism in Eukaryota, Fungi, Ascomycota, Leotiomycetes, Helotiales, Ploettnerulaceae. Bases 1 to 3126 code for a protein of 1041 amino acids. The transcript has 3 exons. Gene Ontology annotation, cellular component: P-body; exosome (RNase complex). Gene Ontology annotation, biological process: mRNA catabolic process. The record is from RefSeq and is a predicted model, not a curated record. Gene Ontology annotation, molecular function: RNA binding; 3'-5'-RNA exonuclease activity.
AUGCUUCGGUCUUCCCAAAAUCGAAAACAGAUCACUCAGCCGUUUGUAUGCUUUCGAUGUCUCGCAAAACACAACCGCAGUUGGUUCAGCACAACUGCUCGAGGCCUUCUUGGGGCAUCGCAGACCACAGCUUUACAAAUUGGAAGACCUGGAGGACUUUGGAGGCAGUUCCAUGCUGGUCGUGUAGCUCGUUCUUCGUUGGAAUCCCAGACAGAUACAUCUUUACCCUUUCAACCGCCACCGAUACCGAUCCGCGAGCGCCUGCGACAAUGGGAGAUAGAGAAUGCCUCAUCUCAUCACAACAUAGGCAUAUUGAAGGAUCAGCCUGCACCCGGGGAGGUUGGCAAUACUGUUCUAGGAGCUUGCUACGAUGACUUUGGCGGCGAAGUUCAAGCUAUAUCGAAUCUCGAUGAACAGCCUCAAGCUUUGGACUUGGAGAGUUUCGAUAUGGUCGAUGUUGGUGACUCGCGGAACUUCUUCUUACCUGGAGAUCUUGUUGAGCUUACUUCUGUUGGUAAUCGGCGACAGGAGUUGGCCAUCUACAUCCGGGACUUAGAUCAUCAGGCCCAAUUUUAUACUAUGUCCGGUCGCUGGAUAAUGCGAAGCUCGGCGAGAAUAAGUUUCUUCGUCCCUGGGUUUGUCCACCCCCGGGAACUCGAUGAGUUAAUUCCAUACCUACCUCGCGAGGCAGUUGACUCGACCAUGGAAGGCAGAUUACAAAGCUUCAAUGAAUCUGUUCCUAUCGGUAUCGGACACUCACUUGUAAGGAAAAUGAUCGAAUUCUGGAACAAAGCCGAUUCCACAUACCAAAGAGCUGCGAUGAAUCUGGACGGUGCACAUGAAAAGGUGGCAGAUACCUCAUAUUACAAGUAUUGCACACUUCAAGAAGUCGCUGCAAGAGUCCUCCCGAAGAGCGUGCCAAAGAAUGAGGAUGGGAAGUACGAGUGGCCGGUCCUCUAUGCUGUCCACCGUUCAAUUUUGAAAGACGAUAUUGGCUUCUCGGCACUGGCAUCUAGCACGGCCGUGAGGUCGACUCCGCAAUACGAGAUCAAUGGAUCCAGUGAAGUUGAAUGCAUUCGUCGAGUUGUUGGAUGGGUUCGAGAAUAUACGGAUACAUUACUUCGCCAAGAUGCAGCAGGAGAGAAGGCUCCUUCCGGAUAUUCAGAAGUCGUGAAUUUUGUGAAAACAGCUCAACGUCUCAUCGAUCUAAGCCGGGCCAAUCGCUCAUUUACCCCACACGGGGCAAUUGGACCUUCCCUGAUAACGCUGGAGCCAGACCAGAAUUUUAGAACUGGAACGUCUAGAGAACGCUUCACAGUUACUGAUAUGUUCUUCGUAAGGUUUCUAGAGUCUUGGGCGUGCUUGCGAAGCUUUCCGCCAUCAUCUUCAUUGCAUGGAGUAGGAUCUGCUAUUCUGCGAAUGAUUGACCGUUAUCCAGAUGUGAAGUUAAAUGUAGCGACGGCAUGGACCUGCCUGCUGGAACUUGGAGCCCUGCCCCCAUGGGAAGGAAGAUCAACCUUCGACCUCAGACUUCCUUACGCAGGAAGACAAGACGCAAUUAUGCAUCGUUUGCACCCGCCAGUGUCCCUUGCUGGAGGUUUGACGGAAGAUAAGCUAGCUGCUAUGCGGCAAGAUUGGGGUACCACGCCCAUUUAUUGUGUUGACGAUGCAGAUGCACUCGAAAUUGACGAUGGCUUCUCUUUGGAGCGGACAGAUGAAUCAGGCACUUACUGGGUCCACGUUCAUGUUGCCGAUCCUGCAGCUCACCUUGAUCCCCGGGGCCAGCUGAGUCAAUUUGCUGAGAGGGUGGCCGAAACCGUAUAUUUGCCCGACCGAGUUGUGCCUAUGUUACCACCGGCCUAUACUCAGAAGCACUUCAGUCUUGCUCACGGGAGACCCUGCUUGACGUUCAGCACCAAGAUAAACCUACAAGGUGAAUUGCUUGACAGUAAGAUCACGCCUGGCACUGUUCGGAAUGUCAAGUAUCUGACAAAAGACACCUUUCGAGAAAUCACAAUGGGACACGAUCCACUUGAAUAUGACAUGUAUGUCGUGGGAAACGCCAAGGCUAAACCUAAGGCGACUCGACGAUUACUCCGAAGCGAUGAGGUAUCUGGAGAGGAGCGAGAGAACAUGAGAAUUCUCCAGACCAUUGGCGAAGCUCGGAAAGAAGUGUUACGAGCUAGAGGCGGCAUCAGUAAGGGAAAUCCCCGGCCACUAAUACACAUGUCUUUCAACGGAUUUCCCUGGACCAAACCGAAAAAUCUUACCGACAGCCUCCACUUCUUCGGCGAUCCAACAAUCCGUGUCGGAAUACAGAAGUCCACUGGAAGCUUGGUAGCUAGUGAUGAGAUAGAUACUGUGGGCAAUCUCAUGAUCUUGACUGGCGAGGUGGCUGCAAGAUGGUGCAGUGAGCGUAGCAUUCCAAUACCAUAUCGGAUUACUCCUCGCAUCCCAUACAAGCAAAACCCCACGGAGUACUACGUACAGACUCUGCGGCCCGCAGAAGAGCAGGGAGUACUUACUACCGAGAUUAUGCGUAAUUACUUCACACUUAUUGGGAAAGUACAGCCAUCGACAAUCCCUGGCCCUCAUGUCGCCCUUGGUCUGGACAUGUUUGCUAGGGUUACCAGUCCUCUUCGCAGAUUCGGCGACCUUCUUGCUCAUUGGCAGAUCGAGGCUGCACUAUUAGAAGAAGCCAGAACUGGCCAGUCACUUGUUGGGAAAUCAAACGCCGAGUAUUUGCCAUUCUCUCAAGCUCAGCUCGAUGAAAUGCUUCCACACAUGGCAGGCCGAGAGAGACUCAUUGCUAAGAGGGCGGCUGAGGCACAACGGAGGACGCUACUUCAGUUCGUCCUUCGAUCUUGGAAAUUUGGCGAAGCCAAACUACCUGAUCCUUUGGAAUUUACUGUACGAAGUAUAAACCCCGACACUCGGGUUGCUGGAGGAUUGAUUUCGAAAUUACUUCUUGGCGGGCAAAUGAGCAUACCGUCCAGCAUUGAGCCAGAAGACCUCGAAGUUGGGGAUAGGUUCGAGGUGGAAAUAAUGGAAAUCAAUCUUGUCACGAACCAGAUAGACUUUAGAUGCGUUCAGCAAAUAGAACCAGAGGCCGGAAGUGGUUGCUAA